UGUUCACUAGGAAGUAUUGCCCUUCGCUCAUUUGUACCUGCUCAGUGGUGUAUUUGCUGUCAAGAAAUGGCUUCCAUCGCAACAGAAAAUGUUACUCAACUUUACAACAUUAUGAGCAUCCAGGAGCUCAGAAUCAAUCCAGCAGAUUUCCACAAUACUUCAGGAGUGCAUCAACUGAAUAGAUCUAAAUGCAUUGAUUCAGAUGCAUGGAACUGGCUAUACACUUUUCAGCCUGGAUUCCUCUGGCUUAUAUUUAUUCUGGGAGCAAUAGAAAAUGGCUUUGUCCUCAGUGUCCUGUGUUUCCACAAGAGUCGCUGCACAGUGGCUGAAAUUUACUUAGCAAAUAUGGCAUUUGCUGACCUUAUGUUAGUCUGUGUUUUGCCUUUCUGGGCCAUUAAUAUUUCUAAUAAAUUUGGAUGGCCUUUUGGCCUAUUCCUCUGUAAAGCCAUCAACACAAUUAGUUACAUGAACUUUUAUUCUAGCAUUUAUUUUCUAACACUAGUAAGCAUCGACCGCUAUCUGGCCAUGGUGAAAACCAUGUCUCUUGGACGGAUGCGACGAACCACCUGCGCCAAAUGGAAUAGCUUCAUAGUUUGGAUGUGUGCCUUGCUUAUAUGUUCACCUACAGUAAUGUUCCGAAAUUUACGAUAUUUCAAAGAAUACAACAUCACAGCCUGUUCUCUCGAGUAUCCAGCCACCUACUGGCAGCCUGCAAACAACUGCUUGCUUAAUAUUGUGGGCUUUGUGAUCCCACUCUGUGUAAUUACCUAUUGCACGAUUCAAAUAAUCAAAGCCUUACGAAGCAGCGAGUUACAAAAACUCAAGUUAAUCCAGACAGAGAGGAGAGCCACUAUGCUGGUCCUUGCUGUGCUUUUGCUGUUUAUCAUUUGCUGGCUUCCGUUCCAGAUCAGCACACUCAUCGACACAGUCUCUUACCUAGCAGAUACUUUCCAAUGCCUUGAAGACAUCAAUGAGAUAGUGACCCAGGUAGCAACAUACUGUGCCUUUAGCAACAGCUGCUUGAACCCCGUCCUGUAUGUUAUUGUAGGAAAACACUUCCAGAGGAAAGCUGCGGAAUUCUAUAAGGACUUGCUCCCAAAGAGAUGCAGAAAAUCACAGUCUGUGCGGAUGGAAAACUCCCUGGACACUUUAAGAACUUCCAUUUCUAGUGAAUGCCCAAGGAAAAAGUCUAUUUUCCCAUUACCACGAUAGCACAGUUCGUUCGUUACAGAAAAAAACUUCUAACAUUUGGGUCUCCGCUAAUAUGCAUCUGCUAUGGGUCCUCAGCAUAAAUGUGAGGUAGCAUUCAUCACGUGUGGGGAACCAAUGGUUUGAUCUUAAUGCAAACUCCAUGUAGACCCCUGCUUCUACUGCUGUUGGAUGUUUGUCAUGGUCACAUCAUACAUGAUGGCACAUUUACAUUUUCACAACCGACUUAUAUUAGCUGGCUUCAUUGUUUGAAAUGUGUGUAUUUAUGAUGAACAUAAGUGCCUGAAUGCACAUACAGUUCUCUGAAUAGAGUCCCAGGAUAGGAGCUAUUGUCAGGAUUAUGUGACUACUUAUGGUACCCAUAGUUUGUUAGACUACAUUUUUGAUAGGACGGACUCAUAUUUAAGUAAGUUUCUGAUAACUGAGAAUCCUACAAGAAUAUUAUUCAAACUGAUUUUUAGGAGUUGCCAUCUUCCAUGCUGUUUCCUUUCUCUACUCAGUCAUCCAGAACAAAUUUAUUUGAUUGACAGACUGGGCCUUAUUGCAACUGCUCUGCCUCUGCUAAACUGAGGUUCAUAUUAGCUUUUACUUAUGGAAUGUAACUUAAUAAAGGUAGUGGAAGGAAGGCUGCAGCCAGCUUCAUGAAACUAGCUGAGUUUUCUUUGUAGCAGGAGAGUGCUUACCCCUUCUGCAAAAGGUGCAGUUGCUGCAUUUACUAUGAAGAGCUCCCUUUGGGUGAGUGAAUGUUGCUUACAUUCAUGCAUACACUUCAGCUCAGAGACUUGUUUUUUUACAAAAAACAUAAUUCAUGUUUGUAAUCUUAUUUAAUGGAAGCAUAAAUGCUCAGCACAACUGGUAUAAUUUCACAAGAAGAAACUGAGAUUAUGAAGGAAAGCAUCUUCUCUCUGCGUUAGAAAUCUAAUUGAAGCUAAUAGGAGUAUGUAAGCAUAGCCUCUUCAGACUCUCGCAUUGGCUGUUUUCUCUGUUGAAUUAAUUUGAGUGAUAUUACUAUAAAAUACCUCUUCCCAAAUUAGACUGGAUGUAUAAUCUAAAUUAAUCAUAUAUGGAAGAUAAAUGAAUAGUGUACCAAAUUGUCAAUAUGCAUUUUUACCUCUAGGAACCUUAUUCUAAACCUGACUUGGAGAUGAUCUAACAACUACUGAAAUUAACAGAGCCUUUCCUUUCUUUUCAAGGCACUGAAGGCUAGUGGCUUAAAAUUCCCAAAAGAAAUAGAGUCUGGUGACAUAAUUAAACGAUGACUGCUACUAUGAGUGGUCUUUAUCAGUAAAUCUGUGAGUAAAUUA
This is a messenger RNA of Struthio camelus australis, 2513 nucleotides long. RefSeq names its product bradykinin receptor B2 (gene BDKRB2). Gene Ontology annotation, cellular component: external side of plasma membrane; membrane. Lineage: Eukaryota; Metazoa; Chordata; Aves; Struthioniformes; Struthionidae. Gene Ontology annotation, molecular function: bradykinin receptor activity; C-C chemokine binding; C-C chemokine receptor activity. Gene Ontology annotation, biological process: smooth muscle contraction; calcium-mediated signaling; G protein-coupled receptor signaling pathway. The record is from RefSeq and is a predicted model, not a curated record.